AUGCUCUUGAGUUUCUGCACUUUGAUGACUUUAAUGUCGGGAUUGCCGCGUUUUCUUGCGUCUUACGUGCCUUGUGAGCCUUGUGACCAGAAGGCGCUGUCCAUGUGUCCUCCGGUCCCUGUGGGCUGCCAAGUGGUAAAGGAACCGGGCUGCGGCUGCUGUCUGACCUGUGCGUUGUCCGAGGGCCAGGCGUGCGGCGUUUACACGGGGACUUGCAGCAAGGGGCUCCGCUGCCUGCCCCGGAGCGGCGAGGAAAAGCCGCUACAUGCCCUCCUCCACGGAAAGGGAGUUUGUAUGAACGAGAAAAUAUACAAGCCGCUACACUUAGGCCGGGAAUCCCAUGAGGAUGCUCUGGUUACCGAGGUAACGGACGACCUGCUUCCGCCGGCAAAGGUUCCACUGUUCCCACAGGACCACAUCAACACCAAGAAGGCCCAGGCGAUGCGCAAGGACAAGAAACGACAGCAGGCCAAGCUCAGAACAAUGGCACACAUGGACUACUCGCCUCUCGGCAUAGACAAACACCAGUCUGAAUUCGGCCCCUGCCGACGGAAGCUGGAUGGGGUUAUCCAGAGAAUGAAAGAUGCUUCCAGAAUCAUGGCUCUGUCCCUCUACCUACCCAACUGUGACAAAAAAGGCUUCUUCAAGCGCAAGCAGUGUAAACCCUCCCGGGGUCGUAAGAGGGGCAUCUGCUGGUGUGUGGAUAAGUACGGGGUGCUGAUGCCCGGCACGGACUACAGCGGGGGUGACAUCCAGUGUAAGGACCUGGAGAGUAGCAGCAACAACAACGAAUAAGAGGUGACCGUCACGGUCACAUGACACCAGACCUGCCCUCACCCUCCCCUCUCACCCCACCCAUGCUCUUUCAACUGCCAGUCAGUCUCUGCUCAGACGCCUGGAAAAACGGGUAAAGUGUUGAGUGUAGGGACGGAUCCAUUUGUAUGUUUCUUUACCCUCUCGGACAACAUGUUCGGCCCUUCAGUCCCUCACCCCCAGUUUCUUCCGUGCUAAAGAAAAAGACGAGCUCGAUGUAUUGAUUAGGAUAUUAACCUCAUCGAGUAACACAGGGAACAAACCA
Molecule: messenger RNA, 1078 nt
Organism: Chanos chanos (milkfish)
Lineage: Eukaryota; Metazoa; Chordata; Actinopteri; Gonorynchiformes; Chanidae
Gene: igfbp5a
Product: insulin-like growth factor binding protein 5a
Exons: 4
Coding region: 1-795 (264 amino acids)
Biological process (GO): regulation of insulin-like growth factor receptor signaling pathway
Cellular component (GO): extracellular region
Molecular function (GO): fibronectin binding; insulin-like growth factor II binding; insulin-like growth factor I binding
Source: RefSeq, a predicted model, not a curated record